This is a messenger RNA of Bursaphelenchus okinawaensis, 1169 nucleotides long. Lineage: Eukaryota; Metazoa; Nematoda; Chromadorea; Rhabditida; Aphelenchoididae. The record is from the annotation of a GenBank genome assembly.
AUGGCCAAGGUGAGUGGUUUCGUCCAACAAAAUAACAAUAUUACUAUAGAUUGGGGAGCCAAGUUUUAGAAAUUUAAAUAUUGUUGUAGCCUUUGGGGGUUAAUUGUAUAUUACUAUAGAUCGGGGAGCCAAGUUUUAAAAAUGUUGAUAUUAUUGUAGUUUUUGGGGGUGAACUUUUGAGGGGUUUGGGAGCUAACUAUACUACUAUAAUAUACAUUUUUAAAGUUAGGUUUAUGUUGGGGCUUAUGUUAUUAUAGGUAUUUUUUCAAUUUUGAAUCAAAACUAACUCAUUUUAGGAGCUAAAAAACAUUUCGGAGAUAGAACUCUGUCAACAGAUGAAACUACUCGAUGUAGACCACAAGAUCAACAAGGACACGUUACGAAAAGCCUUCCAACAAAAGAUCCGCCUACAUCACACGGACAAGGGUGGUGAUGCGGAUGUGGCCAAGUCUGUCACGCUAGCCUAUCGACUUCUCUGCGCAGCGUUGGAGACCGGCCGUAGACUGCCACGACGCCAUACCUCGGCCGAUUUGAGGCCUGAAAUGAACAAUAAUCAAAGCGCGAAGACGACGACGACAAAUACGGCUACUACCGAUCCAUCAAAGACACAGCCGGCUCAACGACGACGACGAGCAUAUCCAUUCUAUGCUUUCGAGGAUCACAUGAGUAACAGCUUCAACUUUUUCAUGGAUGAGUAGGUUUUUUGGGGUUUUAAUUGGUCAAAAAGUAGAUGGAGAUUUUAAAAAAAAAUUUUUUGUGGCAAAAAGCAAAAAAUGAUUAUUUUUGAAUUUUCCGCCAUUUUGGCAUAGUGUUUUAAGGGAUUUUUUAAUACAACCUACUAUUAUAAUUUUAGCAUUAGUGAGCAUGUCAAAUUUGAAGUCACAGUUAUGAUUUUUAAAACACAAAUUUUUCAAAUUUCCCGCCGUUUUUGGCAUUGUGUUCAAACGGUUACUAUUUGACUGAAACUUGGCUUAAGUUUGUAAUAAGUACCAUAGAUGGUAAUUAUUAAAAAUUUCGGCUUUGAACUUGUUUGAUAUACAAAUUUACUGUCCAGAAUGAACGACAACCUCUUUUCCUCCCAAUACUACGACGUGAACUUGAGUCGUAUCUUUGACGACGUGAUACCACGCUUCUCACAACGGUUUGGAAACUACCGCGGGUUCUUUUAA